GUUGGAUUAUUUGCCGAGGUCGUCUGGAAUAUACCGGCUCGCGUGCAUGCGGUAAAACCAGCUUUUAAUUUGAUCUUUUGCUAGAGUGAUACUGUGAUGUUGGAUUGGGUACAACAGAGUGAACAGUGAUCUGUGAAGGAAUAAUGAAUGCAGCAAGACGCCCCAAGAGAAAACGUAUCCAGAAGAAACUGGAGUAUAAUGAAGGGAUGUUGUGGCAAGAGGAGCGGGACCUGUGCAGAGCUCUCUAUGCCUCCAUCCAGGAGAACAAGCCAAAGCGAGACGGAGAGUACAGCAGUGAGGAAGAUGGUGACUGCGACGAGUCUUCCAUCGAACCCGUGUCUGUUUCCACCAGCAUGGACUGCAGCAACAGCAGCUCCAUGUGUUCCUGUGAUGCUGGCGUGGAGGCUUGCAUACAACAGCAAGAGCUACAAAAACAAGAGUCAGAGAGGGACACCUCCAUCCCACAGAAACCACUACCAUGCCAGAAACCACUACCAUGCCAGAAACCACUACCGCCAGAAACCACUACCAUGUGCUUACGGAAGCACCAAGAUUCCACCACUGCUUGCAGGCAGCGGGACAGCAAACCAAAUGUGUGUGAAAAACAGCCGCCGCCACCACAGCGGCAGAAAGAACUGCCUCAGCAGCAGCAACGGCAGCAUCGGCAGCAUCGGCAGCAACGGCAGCGGCAAUCCACCAAAUGCAGACAGAGCAAGGUGUCCAAUAAGGUUAUACAGGGUACAGAAGCAACUCCCCGGGAGGACGUCAGGAAAGGACUCAGAUCCAAACGAGAGAAGAGAUGCACCGAAGACAUGGCUAAUCUGAAGCUGUCUGCAGUAAAGGACGCUGAAUUGGGAUGCUCCAAACCAAAAAAAGCCCGCCUGCGUGCUCAGCGGAAGUUUGCCGAGUCCCUACCGUGCAGUCCGAGUACCACUCCGGCCAAGACGGGGCUGACCGGUGGAAUCAGUGGUAACAGCAACGCCAGUGGCAGCAGCAGUAGCAGUAACAAAGGAAUGCUGUUCAACUUUUGCCCUCAGACUGAAGACUUCUUGACAUUCCUGUGUCUCCGAGGCACCCCUGCUCUACCUCCUCAUCUGGAUUUCUUUGAAGUGGCCAAGAAACACGAAGCCCAGAAGGCAUCCAGUCAUGACACUAGCAGUACAGACGAGUCCAGGACUGUCGAGAAGAAUCACAAAUUUGUGGAGAAUAACUUUCACAUACCAGGGAUUGAACCGUUACCAAUAGGAAUAGCUGACUAUCCCAACCUGGCAGUGACUCGCUUUGAAUCUACAAAGAAGGCAAUACGGAGAAGGAAGAAUGUGGCCUCUUCAACACAGUCAUCCAUUCCACCCCCAACAGACAUUAACGGCAAUCAACAGUCACCUCCAUGUUUGUCACCCAUCCCCCCUCCCAUUGCGGCUAUACCCAGGUGCCGGCAUCCCCCUCCCCUGACCCCUAUUGAGCCAGUCAGCGACACUGACAGCUGCAAAUCCAAACACUCCAAGAGCAGCAGACAGAAACCAGCCGGGCAAGGCGUGCCAUGUGCCCCAGCGAGCGUCCAGGCAGAUAUACCGGACCAAACAUUACCACUACCUACCUCCAACAAAGUAGUACAGGAUGGGAACAGCUCCCUCAUCACGCCCAGUCUCAGGAACAGAAAGAGUCGCAAGUGCGUAGAUCUGGCGCAGCUCAAGUCCAAGGCGGCACUCACCCUGAACAAUAAUUAUGCAAAGCUCAAGAAGUCGCACAGAGCCAACUCCAGCAUGUUUCCGGACCGGAAGAAAGUAGCAAAGCGGGCUGAGAAUUGCACUGCCCCGCUGGCCACCACAUUUGAACCACCCACUCUGAGGAAUAAACGGAAGCGAGUGGAGCUGGAUGGCAUCUGUGCUGAGAACAAUGUGGUAGAUUUCAAGCGACGCAAGCUCCAAGAGCUCACUGAGAAAUCCUCCCUGAAGCUCUUACGAAACAGCAAACAGUGCUUGCAAAAGAAACUUCGAAACCACAUGCGCACGACAGUCAAUUCAAUGUCGCUGCAUGCUAAGCACAAACACAUCAACAAUCACAUCAUCAACAACAACACUUUAGAGUUGCUCCCCUUGGAAUCACCCUGUCCUCCUUCCACUAGAACCGCCAAACCAAAUCCAACAUCUGUCGGGAACAACCACCAGGUCCCCCUAGUCAAAAGAGGCAGGGGACGUCCACCUGGCUCUAAAAACAAACUGCGGCCGGCGAGUCAACAGCAGCAAUUGAUCAAAUCUACCUCGUCCUCCACGUUCCGUAGCCGAUCCACAGGACUCCGCAAGAUGCUCUCCUGUACCCCCGUCUCAGGCCCUGCAAUCAGUACUAAAGCUGUUACCCACAAUGCACCAGUGUUCUUCCCAAGCCAGGAGGAAUGGAGGGACCCUAUUGCUUACAUUUCUUCUAUAUCAGCCCAGGUGGCUCCAAGUGGGAUGUGUAAGGUUGUGCCUCCACAAGGAUGGAUGCCGGAAUGUAAACUAAAGGAUGACAUGAGAUUGUCACCCCAGAUCCAACGCAUUCACCGUCUCCACCACAGGUGGGGAAGUAACGUACAGCAACUUGCAUGUAUCAAGAAGCAUUUGGCUGCUCAGGAAAAUGACAUCACCAACCCACCGCAGAUUGGUGGGUGCGAGCUGGACUUGGUGCGGUUCUCCAAGAUAGUGACCCAGCAAGGAGGACGCAAGACACUGACCAAUAAGAAGAGAUGGAACAAAGUGGCAGACUUGCUUAAGAUUCCAAAGAUGAUCCAGGGAAGAAUCGGCAAGCUGGACAGUAUUUAUUGCAAGUAUCUGCUGUCGUAUGACACCCUGACCAAGGAAGAGAAGGAGAAAUUGUGUGCUGAGGUGGAGACUGAGAGAAGGCGGCAAUUAGGCAAGCGCAGUACCAAAGACUCACAUGAAGAUGACAGCCACAGCAGCAUCCUGGGUAGGGGGCGCUCUCUGAAUCUCACCCAGUUCUGCAAGAUGGCCAACAACUUCCAGACGAUGCAAUUCAAGAAUGACCCAAGCCCAGCCGAAGUGGAGCGUGAGUAUUGGAAGAUUCUUGAAGGAGGACUGAGUCAUAUAUCUGUGCAGAAAGCAAACAUCGAUACAGCCAUCUCAGGAAGUGGUUUCCCCCACCGAAAAACUGACCCCUUUGCCAAACAUAACUGGAAUUUGAACAACGUGGGCAAUAACCAUGGCAACCUGCUGCAGGUUCUCCCGGGGAAGUGUUGUAUCAACCUCCCUGAGAUGAAGGUUGGCAUGCUAUACAGCACGGAGACAUGGAACUGUGACAGACACGCCCUACCCAGUAUUGAGUAUCUUCAUACGGGAGCUCCUCGGAUACACUACUGUGUCCCAAGAGUCCAUCAAGAGAAGGUCGUCCAAGCUAUGCAGAAACUAGUGCCUCACCUUUGUGCUAAGACACCACACUGCCUUCACGACAAAACUUUCCUAUGCAUGAUACCACCUGAAAGCCUGGCUGAGCUAGGCAUCCCUGUCUAUCGUCUAGACCAAAGGAGUGGGGAGUUCCUUGUCACAUUACCUGGUGCUUGUACUUCCUCUAUCUCAUGUGGAUAUAACGUGGCUGAAACCAUCCACUAUGCAACACCCAACUGGGUGGAAGCUGGAAUUGAAGCUUUCAGGAUUGCCAGCGAGUUACACCAAGCAUGCGAGUUCUCCAUUGAGCAACUUCUGAGUCUGCUCAGAAUUAAGACUGGUAACAGCCUCAACAACAAGAAAUUACUUAAGGUAUUGCAACCAGAGCUCAAAGCAUUCAGGGAUCAGGAGCUAGAGAAUCGCCGACGCCUGACCGAGUUUGGCUUGAUUUCUUCCAUCCGCUUUGCCGAGCCUGAGAGUCCUUCCAGAAGCCGAGACAGACGGGGUAAGACGUCCUCCCUGAGUAGUGAGGAGAAAUGCUGCUGCGUUUGCCAACAGUUGUGUUAUAUGUCAAUGGUGCUUCAUGAGAAGGAAGGGACGGUAUACUGUUUGAGACACGCCCUGGAGCUAGCCCAGCGAGGUAAACUCAACAAGUACUACAAGCUGAUGUACCGAUACGAUGAGGACCUGCAGCGGCAAAGAGAAUCAGCAACUGCAGCAGGGAGGUUGCCUGGUACUGCCAAGGCGAGUUGCUGUUGCACUGCCAAGGCAGGCCAGACUACAGCAAUUGGUGGUUCACGAGAGCCAAGGGAGCUGCAGCAACAGCAAUCCAAUCAGGAAACAACAGCGAGAUGCUGCUCUGCCGACGUCUGAAACAGCUCAGAAACACAGCAGCAGUUAUGUUGAGUGUAAAAACUUCAUCACAUUCAACCAAGUUCCAUCAGUUAAAUCUGUGGCCAUUUUGAUGUACUCCCUGAUUUCUGGGCAAUAUAAAGUCCCAUAUUCCAACUAUUGCUGCACUUUUUUUGUGAGUAUAUUCCUCCAAGAGAGACAUUUUUACCUGUUGAAAUUACCAAGAAAUGCUGCAAAGAAAACUGAAUUUCUGUAGCCGCUCUCAUUGAGAUUAUUGUUAUGUACUUAAGUGUUAGUUUGAUGGUUUCUAGUUGUGUUCUUGUAUGCACUUGGAGAGUUCAGAAUCUAAGACAUGAUUUUGGAGAAAGAAACGCGGCUAUCUUCUUUGUUUAGGGAAAUUGAUAUGGCUGAUGUAGUGCAGUACAUUGAAAUAUUAUUACCAGAAUAAGUUGUAGAAUCAAAAUAUUGGCAGAUCAGAUCCUUUUUAUUCACCAAAAACAGUUUGGCAGCUCAUAAAUAUUUAUGCUUAGCUGUGAGUUUUCAUUAAUCGGGAGUGUUGACACUCUUUGCUUAUGUUUGUUCAAGUUUUUCAACGAGUCAUCCAUUAGGGGAACCAGCUUUGCAAGAUAAGAUAUCCAGUAAAUUUGUCCUAAUCUAACUUUUAUUUUGUGAAAAAAAUGACAACACAAAAGUGAGAAAGGCACCAAAAAUUGCACACUUCAUCAAUUUUUGGGCUACAGUCUAGGAGAUGAAUUCUUCACUUAGCACUUCCCUUGGAAGAAAAAUUAAAUCAGAAACGAGGAAGGUGAUAUACAUCAUUGUUACAUGAGUAAGCAUAAAUUCCUACUUUUGAGAAACUCUAGUUUACUUGGACUUCUUUACCAAGCAGGAGAGAAUUUUCCCUAGUACAGAAAAACACCACCAGAGUCUAGAUUCCAAUAUGCAAAUAUUUAUGCAAGCAACUUUAUCACGUUAGAUCUUCCAAACUAAGAUAAUACAAGAAUAUUUCCCAAGCACGGUAAUGAAAACAAGAAGAGUGAUCCCUUCAUCUUUCACAGGUGAAAGUUUCAAUUCCAACUUGUUACAGAUGUUCAGUUGAAGUUUGUAGACAGUUUUUCUUGUUCCUGUAAACUACAUGUGUACACAGAAAAGCACUCUCCAAAGUUGGAGCAAAAUUCGUCUGUAAAAUUUAGGAAUGGAUAGUUUAUUUUUUUAAGGUGGCAAGUACCGUACUCAAAAGGAACAAACCAUUUUCUGUACUAGAUAUGUGCUUCACAAAUGUCAUUGUUGAACCCUUGAACAUUAAUGCUCAGCAAGAAACAUAUUAUGCUGAUCAUUGGGUAACCAGUUACUAUGGUUACUAUUAGUUAUACACAGUGCUGGUGAUCUAGUUCGUGUGUGUGUGUUACUCUACCAAUCCUGCCUAUACGCUAAGUCCAAAUUGUAAAUUACACAUUUUAAUCUGCUUGAAAAGAAAAUUUGUGUUCAAAUGUCUAAAACAGGUUUGUUUACUUUUUCAAGAGCCAAAAAUAUAUAUCCUUGGAUUGUGUAUGGGUAAUCCCAGAAGUCAGGGGUCCAAAAGAGUGACAUUUUGGUGUCCCUGGUACAUCUGACCUUUGUUACUUGACAUGGAAAUAUCACCGGAAUC
Acanthaster planci (crown-of-thorns starfish) is the source of this 5877-nucleotide messenger RNA. RefSeq names its product jumonji and AT-rich interaction domain containing 2 (gene jarid2). Gene Ontology annotation, cellular component: chromatin; nucleus. The record is from RefSeq and is a predicted model, not a curated record. Gene Ontology annotation, molecular function: DNA binding. Lineage: Eukaryota; Metazoa; Echinodermata; Asteroidea; Valvatida; Acanthasteridae. Gene Ontology annotation, biological process: chromatin remodeling; regulation of gene expression.